AUGGGCAACUGUGGGCUUGGAGCUUGGGCUGACGAUGAAGGAGAGCUGACACAGGAGAGGCUUGUGGAAGCCGUGGAGGAGAUGAAUGUUGAUGAGGUUGAGAGGUGCCUCAAUGGCGGAGUGCCGGUCAACAAGUCAAUCGAUUCAAAGGGGCACACGCUGCUCGACAAAUUCGCAGCUGAGCAUGCAGCGAUGUUACGAGAUGCGCUUCACUAUAGAGGCACACCGGGCGAGGCCACGAAGCUGCUCGUGGAGAAGCAGGAAGCUGCGGCCCAAACUUUGAAAGUGCUGCUGCAGCAUGGCGCCAUCCUCUCGGGGCGCUCGGCCGCGGCGGCACCCUGA
Molecule: messenger RNA, 342 nt
Organism: Symbiodinium sp. CCMP2456
Lineage: Eukaryota; Dinophyceae; Suessiales; Symbiodiniaceae
Source: the annotation of a GenBank genome assembly